CUUUUUGUUUUCGAUACAUUAUUGAUAUCAUGACAACAACGUCAGUCUCAUCUGAACCCUUAUCCUCUGCCUACUUAUCCAAUUAUAGUUCUACAUCUUCCAUUCAUAGUUUUACACGACGUCAUUCCAUUUAUGGCACAGAAGACAGAGUUGUAUUGGAUAUUGGAUCACUUUAUAUCAAAUGUGGAUUCUCAGGAGAAUCUCAUCCGCGUCAUUUGGUCCCAACAUGGACUCGCCUUGUUCGGUCAAGUAAUAGGGAUGGUGAAGCUUUUCGAAUGGAUGGCAAGCUUUCUGAAUUAUACAAUUUAAACAUCAUGGCAAAAGGCAAUUUACAACAAUUAGAAGGGAAACUGAAAAAGUUACUUCAUGAUAUUUACUUUCGGCUAUUAUUGACUGAUCCUAAAUCAAGAAAAGUGAUUAUUUGUGAAUCUCCACUUCUACCUGUGGUUGUGAAAGAAAUCAUUGCUCGAAUUCUAUUUGAUUAUUUCCAAGUCCCAUCGUUAUCAUUUGUCCCUAUUCAUUUGAUGGCUUUGAUGACCACAGGUUUGACAACAGGUCUUGUUAUUGAUUGUGGUCAUCUUGAAACAACUGUGUUACCGAUCUAUACUGCUAGACCCUUGAUUCCUUAUAUCAGUACCACUCCAUUGGCAGGAAAGGCAGUAACAAAACGAUUGACAUCCUUAUUAUUGGAUCAUGGACGAAUGAUUCCACCUUCCAACCUUCAUAUAUCAUUAGCACCUCAAGUCCCUAUACCACCUUCUGUUUUAACAUCUGAUUUGCUAGAGGAAAUCAAGACAAGAGUCUUGUUUUGUUCAACGUCCACCAGUUUAACCUAUCAACAAGAACAAUCGACAUCACAACGACGACAUGAUACCCUAUCAAGAGAUGAACGCAUUGAACAUGACAAAACCACUAGCCAUGCCACUGAUCUUCAUUUCCCGAUCCAAUUAGCCACAACACAGGAAAAAGCGACCUUAUUGAUUCCAGGAUGGAUUCGUGAACACGCUAUGGAUAUUGUAUUUGAAGGCAAUGAUGAAGAAGAUUACAAACAAGAUGAUGAUGAAUAUGAAUUUGAAACAGGGAUAGCUCAUUGUAUUUUGAAUUGUCUUCGUAAGGUGCCUGCUGAUCUUCGAAAACCAAUGAUCUCUUCUUUACUUGUGGUGGGUGGGACAGCCUUGGUGCCUGGAUUUCAUAACAAGUUGAAACAGACAUUACUGACCAUCUUGAAACAACCAACCCCUCAAGAAUCUUCUCGCUAUUCCUCUUUACUCGGUUUGGCUUCUUUUAUACAAUUCUUGGAUCAUCCUUCUCAAACAGGUCCUCUCUUUCAAAGCAAUGUUCGUGGUUGGAUCGGUGGAUCAUUGAUGGGAUCUCUCAAAUUAUCAGGUGAAGAAAUGGUCAAAGAAAAAUUCAAUGGUUCAGUGACAGAUUGGUCAAUAGGACAGUCUAUAGGACAUUGGUCUCAAUCAGAAUAGAAUUUUUUUUGUAUAACUAGUUUUGAAUUAUGACAUUUGGUAAUAAAUAAAAUUUUUUUUUAUUAUUUUGAAUCCGAC
This is a messenger RNA of Halteromyces radiatus, 1553 nucleotides long. Its product is annotated as actin family. NCBI's taxonomy places the organism in Eukaryota, Fungi, Mucoromycota, Mucoromycetes, Mucorales, Cunninghamellaceae. Bases 30 to 1475 code for a protein of 481 amino acids. The transcript is spliced from 5 exons. Gene Ontology annotation, biological process: microtubule-based movement. The record is from RefSeq and is a predicted model, not a curated record.